AUGUCGCGCCCUGAGGACACCCUCGCGGCCGACAUUCACUACAAUGACUCCGAAGCCCGCAAGUACACGACGAGCUCUCGUAUUCAGAACAUCCAGGCGUCCAUGACCCGCCGCGCCCUCGAGCUCCUCGAUCUCAAGCACCCCUCCCUCAUCCUCGACGUCGGCUGCGGCAGCGGUUUGUCCGGCGAGAUCCUCUCCGCCGAGGGCCCUGAGGAUGGCGGGCCGCACACCUGGAUUGGCAUGGACGUCUCCCCCUCCAUGCUCGACAUCGCUCUACAGCGCGACGUCGAGGGCGACCUACUCCUCGCCGACAUCGGCCAGGGCGUGCCCUUCCGCGCCGGCUCUUUCGACGCCGCCAUCAGCAUCUCCGCCAUUCAGUGGCUCUGCAACGCCGAGAGCAGCGACACCUCCCCUGAGGGCCGCCUCACCAGAUUCUUCAACGGCCUCUACGCCUCAUUACGCAGGGGCGGCCGCGCCGUCUGUCAGUUCUACCCCAAGAACGACACCCAGCGCAACAUGAUCACCCAAGCCGCCGUCAAGGCCGGCUUCGGCGCCGGCCUCCUCGAGGACGACCCGGAGACCAAGAACGUCAAGCUCUACCUCGUCCUCACCGUCGGCGGCACAGCCGAGGGCGGCCGCGGCGGCGACAUCACCAACGUCGUGGAGGGCAUGGACAACGUCGACGUCGAGGACGCGCGGAGGAAGGCCAAUGCGCAGCAGAGCGGCAAGGGGGAGAUCAAGAAGGGCAGCAAGGCGUGGAUUGUCAAGAAGAAGGAGCAGAUGGAAAGGAAAGGCAAGGUCGUCAAGUCUACCUCCAAGUAUACCGGGCGGAAACGCAGAAUCGCCUUUUGA
Messenger RNA from Colletotrichum graminicola M1.001, 852 nucleotides. Its product is annotated as methyltransferase domain-containing protein. The record is from RefSeq and is a predicted model, not a curated record. Gene Ontology annotation, cellular component: nucleolus. The transcript is spliced from 2 exons. Gene Ontology annotation, biological process: rRNA (guanine-N7)-methylation. Gene Ontology annotation, molecular function: rRNA (guanine) methyltransferase activity. Bases 1 to 852 code for a protein of 283 amino acids. NCBI's taxonomy places the organism in Eukaryota, Fungi, Ascomycota, Sordariomycetes, Glomerellales, Glomerellaceae.